GCGACGACCCUAUACGUUUAGAGCCAAAAUGGCGGCUUCAGGGCUUUAGCUUCUGCUUCGCUCUUGCUGAACAGCGGACUCCGAAGAGCAUAGAAGCUGAGUACAAGAGCUACGAGUUUGUUUCGCUCGUCGACCUUGUUGCCAUAUUGCGAGUGGCACUUUUAAGAAAGAUACAUAAAAAACUAAGGAUGCGUGAGUUGACGUAUACUUUCGUAGGGAUCAUAGCGGCUUCUACUUUUCUAUUUCUAUAUCCUGAACUAUGACCCUUUCCCCGCCCACCAAAAAAUAAACGUGUUUCACGUUUGCAAGCAUGGCUUCUUCGGCUAAGAGGAGAGCAGUUGGCUUGGGUAAAAAUCCCGAAGAAAGUGAGAACAGUUCGGAUGAGAAUCCCGAGGAUGAUGAUGAAUCUGCGGAUGAUGUCAGCGAUGAAGAAAUUAAUGAGGAGGUUAUGGUGGAUUUUGAGGCUCACGCUAUUUCAACCAAUGAUUUCAACGGCAUUAAGAAGCUGUUAAAGCAGCUCUUCCUGAAGGCUCAUGUCGACGUAUCAGAGAUGACUGAAAUUAUUAUCCAGCAGAAUCACGUUGGAAGUGUCAUCAAGCAAGCUGACGUGCCAGAGGACAGUGAUGAUGAUGAUGAUCCAGAUGAAGUGUUUGGGUUCAUUACUAUGCUCAACCUGACAGAGAGAAAGGGUGUGCAGUGUGUGGAGGAUGUCAAGGAGCUGAUAAUGGACCAGUGUGAGAAGAACACUCCUCACAGCGUAACAGAACAGCUCGAGAAGAUCUUCAGCGACAUAAGCAAACCUGUGGGUCUGCUGCUGAGCGAGCGCUUCAUCAACGUACCUCCACAAAUUGCCCUUCCUCUUCAUAAACAGCUACAGGAAGAAAUGGCAGAAGCCCAGAGCACAAACAAACCUAGUGGGAGGUGUCACUACUGCCUGAUGAUCAGCAAGACCUGCAAAGAGGCAACCAAGAGCAUUCCUGCCAGAGGAGAAGCUCCAAAAGAGGAGCACAUGUUUGUCAAUGCAGAGGAGGAAUUCUUUCAUGAGCAAGCCAUCAUAAAGUUCCACUACUCAGUCCAAGAGGAUGCAGAUUCCUGUCUAAGUGGCAGAUGGUCGUUUGACGACGUUCCCAUGAAGCCUUUCAGGACGGUGAUGGUGAUACCUAUGGACAGAAUGCCUGCUAUAAUGGAGAAACUAAAGGAAUACCUGACUGUGUGAGCCAAGACUCAGACAAUCUGGAAAUUAUGCAAAAAGGCUGUUUAAAACCUCGGCUGCUAUUGGUGGCUUUCUUAUUCUAAAAAGAGCUUUUGUGGCUAAAAAAGUACAAGGCAUCAGAAACGAAAAGACUAGCUGUUUAAUUUGUCUGAAUAAAUUUACUGUACAAUAACUUUUAAGACUACACAUAACUUGUAAUUAAGUCAAAUGAAGUAAAUGUAUCCUUUUCA
Gambusia affinis (western mosquitofish) is the source of this 1443-nucleotide messenger RNA. Its product is annotated as BRCA2 and CDKN1A interacting protein. Lineage: Eukaryota; Metazoa; Chordata; Actinopteri; Cyprinodontiformes; Poeciliidae. The coding region runs from base 311 to 1216 and encodes 301 amino acids. The record is from RefSeq and is a predicted model, not a curated record. Gene Ontology annotation, cellular component: nucleus. The transcript is spliced from 7 exons.